Messenger RNA from Pomacea canaliculata, 4609 nucleotides. RefSeq names its product phospholipase DDHD1-like. NCBI's taxonomy places the organism in Eukaryota, Metazoa, Mollusca, Gastropoda, Architaenioglossa, Ampullariidae. The transcript is spliced from 15 exons. The coding region runs from base 344 to 2557 and encodes 737 amino acids. Gene Ontology annotation, molecular function: glycerophospholipase activity; metal ion binding. The record is from RefSeq and is a predicted model, not a curated record. Gene Ontology annotation, cellular component: cytoplasm.
UCGCUGUAAACUGUAGCAAAUGUCGCCCGCACCCCGACCACCCCGCUGACUACACAAAUCAACAGUCUAUGCGUCCACACUAUGGAGGAUCUCAUACAGUAAAUAUACCAGUACUUGCACAGGUUAUUUGGACUUGGAAUACUUUGAUGCGGCUGCUUGCCGAGUCCACUGGCAGUCACAUGUCGAUAAGGAAGCGCGUUGGCAGUUUGCUGCUGGCCAUGAUUAGCUCACGGCCGUGGUCAUGAUUAGAUGGGGUCCGAUGCUCCCACCGGAAGAGAUAACGGGUAGUGAAAUGUGAUGGGAUCCGACAGUUAGAGACUCUGGUCAGCUGUAUCAUUCAUUCAUGGCUAGUGUACCUAUGGUGUCAGCAAAAACUGUGUCCAACGACAGUCGGAGCGAUCAAAUGUAUUCCACACUUAGCACCGAUCCAGAUGCUGUCCAGUCGUCAGACGACGACGACAGCGUUGAUGUAGAUAAUAGUACAGAGACCCCUUCGCCGACAGCGGACUCACCUAGACAUAGGAGAUAUUUGUACCCAAAGAAGGAGUUUGUAGACAAGCUGCGACCAGAAGAGAUUCGAUGGUUUCACCGCUCAGAGAAUGCGAAGAAGUGGGCAGCUUUCAUCGGCUAUGACUCGCUGCGCAUCGAGUGUCGUUAUCGAGCUCUGGAAGUUGACAGCAAUGGCGACCUUGAUGCCAACGAGCGAAUCCUAGUACUAGGAGGACUUUACGAGGUAGAUGUGGUUAAAAAAAAGUGCUUCCCGGUCUACUGGUCAGGAGAUGUAUCUGACAUAAUUCGUGGUGCCUGGUUUUAUGACUGCACCUGGCAGCCACUAGAAGAUCGCUAUGCCAUCCUUAUAGAAGAGGACCAUAUCACCCACUUUUUGGGCCAGCGCCUGGAGAGUGAAUGUACUCAAACAACCAAGGGACACAAACCUGUGAUUCACAAUAUCAAGUUCCGUGAGUUUCAUGUGGACUGGAAUGCCACAAAUGAAGUCUACAUGUUCAGUGAAUCAACAUCUUCAAAGUUUAUGCGCAGUGUGGGAAAGUCUUUGGGCUGGCAGAAGUCUGGUACCCGUCUACACCGUGGCUAUCGUGUAGAGGCUGUGAUGGAUGACAAGCCUGCUGACAUCACUCACCUUGUCUUUGUCAUCCAUGGUAUUGGACAGAAAAUGGAUUCAGGCAGGAUAGUUCGUUGUUGCAAGGAUUUGCGAGGCUGUGUUGUCUCCAUUGAGCGCAAGCUGUUCCCCGACCUUGGGUCAAGCAAUCAGAGAGCAGAGUUCUUGCCAGUGGAGUGGCGCUCAUCUCUGAAACUAGACGGUGACACAGUGGAGUCUAUUACACCCCACAAGAUGAAAGGUGUGCGCAAUAUUCUUAACAGCAGUGCUAUGGAUAUCCUGUACUACACCAGUCCGUUGUACAGAUCAGAGAUAACGCAUAGUCUCCGAGCAGAGCUGGUGAGACUCUAUCACAUGUUCUGUAAUCGUCAUCCAUACUUCGAAGCUAAUGGUGGCAAAGUUUCCAUUGUUGCUCAUUCUCUGGGAAGUGUCAUCACCUACGACAUCAUUACUGGUUGGGAUCCCAUCCGGUUGUAUGACCAGUUUCUCACAUCAGUCUUUGAGGGAGAGCAAGUGGAUGCACAGAGCAAUAACCCACAAGUUCUAGAGGAACUUGGAACCACCCACAAGCGGGUCAUGGAACUAGAGGUUUUACGCAAACACUUAAAGGAGAAACAAGCAAUUGAGGAAAGUCUGCCAUUCCAGGUGGAAAACCUGUUUUGUGUGGGAUCACCAUUGGCAGUGUUUCUGGCAUUGAGAGGAAUUCGACCUCAAGGCACAGGGUCACAUGCUCAUCUGAUGCCCACCAGCAAGUGUCGACGGCUUUUCAACAUCUAUCACCCAUCAGAUCCUGUGGCAUACAGACUGGAGCCUCUCGUCCUCAAGCACUAUGCCACCAUUAUGCCACUGCCUAUUCAUCUGCACUCUGCAUCUCAUCACUCCUCCUAUGUAGGCAUGCCACGGAAGGCUUAUGCACCUUUCCAAGGAAGUGCAGAUGGCAUUGCCCAGAAGACUUGCACAGAGGAUGGACAGGACUCCAGCGGGAAAGAAGAGUGUCUUGAGAACUUUGUCACGGCAGGAACCUCGCACAAGACAGAAGCAAAGAGUGACGGCAAAGUCAAAGGCUUUUCUUUUGCAUUCUUGAAGGUGGCCAACAGUAUUGGUUUUUCUUCCCCUGACAAGCUGACUUAUGAAGUUGGCAGGUGGCUGGCAGAUCGCAAAUCCAAGAAAGAUGACAAUGAAAUGAGCGCUGAGCUCAAGAUGCUUCAGUCACUGGACCAUGAAGCCCAGCACGCACAGGCUGCCAUUCAGUACCCGGAGCCCAAGGACAUUGACAAAACAGAGCUGGAGUACCGCCUAGACUACCAGCUGCGAGAGCGGAGCAUGGAGAACAGCUACGUCUCUUUGUUGACGUCACACACAUCAUACUGGACCAGCCGUGAUGUGGCUCUUUUCCUGCUGGUUCAUCUAUUUCCACAGCUGCAGGAAGAGGGUGUGUAGCGUUCAGCGAGUAUGCCUAGUCAUGCUGACAACUAUUACUGCUGUCAUGGGUGUGUAGUUGUCAGCGAGUAUGCCUAGUCAUGCUGACAACCACAGAUCAAACCUUAAGAUUGCUGUUGUCAUGGGUGUGUAGUUGUCAGCGAGUAUGCCUAGUCAUGCUGACAGCCACAGAUCAAGCCUUAAGAUCUCUGCUAUGGGUGCUCAGUUGUACUAACAUUGUAGUCAUAUGCAACUUCAUCUUUUAAAUUUGAACAUCACACCAAGAUUGUUAUUGCUAUAAAGAAUGCUAAGAUACAGUCAGUCAUAUAUGUCAUCUUCAGUGGACUGUAUUCUAAACAGGCUUUGGUUUUUCAAAUUUAUGUCAAGCUUAACAUUCUUGUGCAAGGAUCUGUUUCACAGGGAAAUGCCUCGUUAGAAAGGAUAGAACUUUGAUCUUGAUGAUGCAGUCAUAAUGCAUUAUCUACAUUAUCAGUACAGUUGUGUAUUCUUGCUGGCUUAUCUGGUCUUGUCGGCCCUGAGUAUUUGAGGUAGUCAGCAUGUCACCUAUGAGUAUAAACAUCGAUCAAUAAUUGUCUGAGCACUGUACGAACAAAAUAAGCAUUGUCUGAAAAAAGUGUACUCUAUACUCCACUAUAGCUGGUUGUCUUUUAUCUUGAAUUCAGGGGCAGGCCAUUGUCUGAUAAAGCUUAUUGUGAGUUGUGGGCCCUGAGACUUGGUGUAAUAACAUGUCUGUCUCCAGUCCAUCAACCAUCAUUUAAAUCACACUUUUUUAAUUAUUUCUUAGAUAUAUAAAUGCUUGCAAAGACUGCCAAUGCACAGUUUGUAGCUAUAUAUAAUGUAGUCUCGUCUUGAUGCUAAAAAUGUCUGUUAGUUUGUCUGCAGCCAUCUUGCAUUUUAUCAGCACAAGGUGGGAGAAAACUGCUUGCUGUCUUUCACAAGUCAUGAGUUCUCGGUCACUUUACAUUUUCACAAGUCUUGAGUUCUGGCUGCUGUUGAUAUUUUUUACAUCAUUAUCACAGUCUUACAGAUUCAUUUCUGUCCAGGCUUUCCUCAUUCAGCCUAUGCCUAUUCUUGUGUCUCUGUAAAUUGUCUGUUGCACGUGUGUACAUAUUUGUGUACAUAAACAUGAGUUCUGUUAUUGAACACUCACAGUGUGUUUGUAUGCUAGACUGUUACUAGUCAGAGUCCUUCAUUAAUGUUACUCAGUAUAUUUUUGUCUUACCUGGACUUAAAAAUUGUGUCUUAUUGUAUAUAUAUAUAUUCAUAUUCAGUGCCUUGCUGCUUAUGAUCUGUUCUGCUAAUUAAUCUUUUCUACCUUGAGUCAAGGGAGAAUACUAGUUGUAUUGUGUAAUGUCUUUCAUUUGUCUAGGGUUGUAUUAUGAUGUGUUCUGCUGUAUAAUCUUUUCUACCUUGAGUCAAGGGAAAAUACUAGAUGUAAUGUCUUUCACAUGGUUGAGAUGUAUUUAAAAGAAACCCAAACUAUGCCCAUGUGCACAGUUAUAAUAAUAUUAAAGCGUUAUGUGUGCAUGCUGCAAGUACAUGUCUUUGAUAGCGAUUUACAGGCAAUAUUUAGUUGUCCAAAUAUUUGUUUGGAGCAUCUUUUACGUAUUGCAGGGUGGAGGUAACUUGCUUUGUUCUCAGUUUUUAGACCCGGUAAUCUUCAGUCAUUUUAAUCUGUAAAUAAUCUGCAGAGUGCUUCCUAUUCUGCAGUAAUCCACAAGUCCUACAGGAGUUCUCUUAUCCUUUAGUUUUCCUCAAAUUCUAUUGAAAUCAAGCGAUCAUGUGAACAUAACAAACUAUCCUGAUUCUUUUUGGCAGCAAACAGUGUACAGAUAUAUCAUGUCCAAAGAUAUAGUCAUAACUCUACAUCUCUUAAUGCAUGCAACCCUUGUACACGUUUAUAAAACACAAAUUUACAUUCCUUUCAUGUAUGUAGAAAGUCAAACUACGUUCCAUAUAAGUAAUGCAAUGGGAGAGGUUUGUGUUUGUGAACUACAAACAAAGGUAUUAUCCAUUUGACACCGUUCAACAUAAAUGCUUUUGGAACAAGGA